Lolium perenne is the source of this 5694-nucleotide messenger RNA. The record is from RefSeq and is a predicted model, not a curated record. Lineage: Eukaryota; Viridiplantae; Streptophyta; Magnoliopsida; Poales; Poaceae.
UGCGGUUUCCGUGAGCGGAGGAGCCCUAUUCGGAGGAAACCGGUGCUGGUGCUCCGCCGCCUCUCUGGCCAAGCCGCGCUCACCCGCUUCCGUCUCCUCGAUUCCUCUCCCAAACUCGGUUCUUGACCGUCGCAGACCAUCUUAGCGAUCCCGUUGCCUUCCUCACCGGCGGCCGCCACCGUCGAUUGUUCCUCGCUCGUGCAGCAAACCCUACUCGACCCCCUCUCAGUUGUCCCUACCCUGCGACCUGAAUCUUGCGGCAGGUCUUCUGAAGCCUACUCUGCUCGCUGCCUCGCUCUGAAACUCUCCCCUUUCCAUCACUCCACAGCCAUGGCGUCGCCGUCUCACGGCCAUUUCCCCAACCAUCCAAUUGAAGAUAGCGGUGAGUGUGCCGGUGCAUCCAGUCGGGACGGCAUCCCCGUCAUCGACCUGGACAUCCUCCUGAACGGCGACGCCCAGGAACAGUCGCGGGCGAUCCGGGACCUCGGCCGGGCCUGCGAAGACUGGGGCUUCUUCAUGGUGAUUAACCAUGGGGUGCCCGAGGCUCUCCAGGAAGCAGUGAUGGAGGCGUGCAAGGAACUGUAUAGCUUGCCGAGGGAGGAGAAGGCAGAGUACAUUGCUGCUGGCCCAAAGGAUCCUAUACGUAUUGGAACAGGCUUGUUCUACUCUGAUGUUGACGAUGCCGUAUGCCGGAGGGACUAUCUGAAGAUGGUUGCUCACCCUGAGUUCCACUGUCCCACAAAGCCUGCAAACUUGAGGGAGAUCACUAUGGAGUACUCGAUUCGCACGAGGGAGCUAUUGCUGGAGCUUGCGCAGGCAAUCUCUAAGAGCCUGGAACUUGACGGUGGUCGGGUUUCUGAAGCCCUAAACCUUGAGUCCUGCUUCCAGAUCCUUGUUGGGAACAAUUACCCACCAUAUGCUGGAUCAGAUCGGGUUAUGGGAAUUUCGGCUCACUCUGACCAUGGCCUUCUCACUCUGCUCUUCCAAAAUGGGGUCAAUGGCCUCGAGGUCAACCACAAUGGGCAGUGGCUCCUCGCAAAGCCUCUUCCGGGCUCACUCUUUAUUAUCACCGGCGAUCAGUUGGAGAUUGUGAGCAAUGGAAGGUACAAGGCCGUUGUCCACCGUGCACUGGUCCGUGGUGAGCAGACCAGGAUGUCUUUUGUUAGCAUGAUCGGACCAUGCCUAGAUGCCAUCGUCGAGCCAGUCCCAGAGCUGGCACGGUCUGCCCCCCAGGGCAUGGAGUUCCGCGGAAUCAAGUACAGGGACUACAUGGAGCACCAGCAGAGCAGCAGGAUCAAUAAGAAAGCAGCGCUAAAUAUUGUUCGCGUGCAGCAUAACAUAUUGACAUGUGAAGGGACACCAAACAAUUGAACAGAGGCUGCUUCAGGAGGUUACAGUCAUACAAACGGAUAUGCUGAACAUUUAUGUCCUAGCAAGCAAGGAAUCAGUACACACCAUGGCAUGCAAAAUCAGCAAGCUCCAUCUUUGAAGGGGUACUAACUCUGCAGUACAGACAUAAGAUAGAUUGAUGAUACAUUCUCACUACUGGAUGGGCAUGGACAAUAACAAAGCAGGUGCAAGAGCCUAUGUGUUGCUAAAUUGUGACCCGAAUUGAUAGGGAGUGUAUGCUUGCUUGGUCACAUUUGGUGAACCCUUGUCUUCGGUGGUUCUGGGAGAUGAAUAGUAUAAAGUACGCUUCGCAUUUGGAAAGAAGAAUAGACAAUAUUCCACUGAAAUUUAGGGGUAAUAUUCACUGGUACAGCUGAGCUCUGCUGUUUAUAUUCGUUGGCAUAUGUAGAGUUUGUGAGUCCUUUGCAAAUCAAGGUAUGGUUGGAGAUCAAAUACCAUAUAUGGAGUUGAUUAUCUGAACGAGGACCAGUUUGCAAAAGCUGUCCGUGGGGUUGGGUUUUGUAAAAUACAGACCAUCAUGCUUGGUUGGUCAUCGACUGCCUUUGUGUGAGUCAUCUUGAAAUAGGCAUUUCCUGGAAAUGAAGACCAGUUUGCAAAUCUAACUCCAUGUUGGGUUAGUGAGAAAGAAUAAGUGCUAAACAUAGAAAUUUUGUUUGUUAAGCUGGACGCAGUGGGGGACUGGAAACAAGCUGGUAACUGAGGGGAAGAUCAUAUCUCUUGUACUGCGGAUACAAGAACAACAUCAAAGCCUUUUCCCCAUGCAAGUUGGGGUAGACUAGAUAUGCAGCCCAACAAAAACAUAAAGAAACCAAAACAAGGAGAGAAAGAAAGUAAACAACGAACCAGGAAACUAAGAUUCUGGCACAUGGGUUGCUGAUUUCAGAUGCUUUGCAAAAAGUGGUCAGCUUUGCAACACUGGCAAAUAAGUCUGCUGUGCAUAACAAUAAAUCUAAGGUGUGUUGGCAUUUGGCUUUCUCAACUUUUGUAUUGAAAUCAAAAGAAGGAACCUAAUAGGCAAAACUGUUCGGUUGUCUAUUGGGUGCCUGUGGAACCAAACAACCCAAAAGCCCUCAAUAUAUUAUUCACCUGGGAUGUUUUGAGUUCUUCUAUAUUGCAGGUACACAAAAUAACUUAACCAAAUUCCUUUUGUCUGUUAGGUUUGGUCUUAGUUUCUCAUAGAAAUUCAUGGUGUUGUUUUGGAAAAAGAAACAUAAAUGCAAUCUGAAUAUGACUUGAAAAAAAUAUUACCCAACCUAUUCACAUUUAACUUAAUUUAGUGCCCACAUGGGCGACGGAUCAUGAUUGGCAUUUCCUCAAGCUUUUAGUUAGCCACAUAAUAUAUAUAUACAGUAUACUUUCCUGCAAUUCCCUACCAACAUGGAACUUUGGUACGUACGUGCGGCAACCUUCUUGCAAAAUGCACGUUUCAAGGUUACAAACGAGCAGGACAACAUACACUGUUCCUCCAAAACAAUAAUUUGAGCUCUUCUGACAGCACUCAAGUUUUACUGACAAGCAGGUAGGUUCAGAAACUGCCUGCCUGCUCCCCAGUGGAACAGCUGCCCACAAUUUCUCCCAAACUCUUCGGUUGCAAUGCACAUCAUCUGUUCUGAUCAAUUUUCUACCAUAAGUGCUGAUUCUUCGUUUUCUGUUUAUUAUUAUGAAGUGAUGUGCCAUCUGCUGGGCUCAAUGUCCACCACGUUUGUGUCCUCAAAAAUAAUGUUGAGUAGCUUCAUUUUGUGCUGGCCCAUUUCCUCAUUCGUGUACUGGCUGUGUUUGCCUGCAACCACAUAAGCAAUGAUCUCAGAUCCUCAAGUAACAAAAAUGACUUUUACUACAAAAAUUGAAAAACCUGAUAACUACUACACAUAAGCGGAAAUUUUCCAGUUCAUGUUAUGACAAGAAUAACUUUUAGCGAGGAAGAAAGAAGAGUUGUGCACCUCUUCAUCCCAGUCACAUCUCAUGGUCAGAUAGGCUAAUACCAGCGUCUGGACAGCAGUUCCACCAAUCAACCCAGACCAAAUCCCCUGUAAUUUAGGCAUAAUCAGAAGAUCAGGAUCAACCCAAACUCCCAUUCGUUACUCUUCUGCUUUUGAUGAUUCUUACCCGGACUCCGAAACCCAGGGGCCAACCCAGUAUGAUACCGAUGGGAACUCCAACCAAGUAGUAGGAUCCGAUGUUCACGUAGGCGACCAGCGCUUGCCAUCCUGACCCAAUAGCUACCCCUGCAACCAACAACAGCCGCAUUGCAGCGCUUAGCAUCUCCGGUGUCAUGUAGAGCUAUGAACAAGGUAGAAAACCACAGGUCCGGUCAAGUGAGGUCCAGCUCACCUGAAAGGACGGGUUGCACGCUGUUGAGGAGGAUAGUGAAGGCGAGCAGCCAGGAGAGGUUGUGGACUGCGUCGAGCACGGCCUUGCCCGACGAAAAGAGGAGCGCGAUCUGGUCGUUGUAGACGAGGAUGAGGCACCAGAAGACAAGGCCGAUAACCACGGAGGUGGUGAUGGAAACGAUGAUUGAGAAGCGCGCACCCUUGCCGCUACCCGCGCCAAGCUCGUUUGCCACCCGCACACUGUUAUUUUCAGAAAAUUGCUACUUAUUAGUUAAGUCUAUCCACCAAAUGACACUGUGCUUGAGUUCAGUGUGCGUACCCAGUUGCUGCCAAGAAUCCUAGAGGAAUCAUCAUCUCCCAUCCAUUGAUCGUCAAGCUACAUUUGGGCCAAUAAUCAAUCCAUUGUACUCUUUUAGAGAUGAGGACAGAUUUGGAAUUGUAAGGGAAGUUUCUUUUAUGUGAAGCUGCUAGUUACCAUAUGGAGAGCGCAUCCACGGCGAUUUCAGCAUUUGGCAGGUACCCUGUAAGCAACACCAGCACCCUGUAGUACCAGUUCUCCAAGCUGCGGAUGAACAUAUAGAUGUCAAUGAUUCAGGAAACUUUUCUUUCGUACUACUCUAAUCAGUGCACUGUUCUAAGAUCAGGUAAUGAAUUAAUGGACGCACCAAAGCAUCACGCCAGAGGCAGUGGAGAGCUUGAUGAAGUCCCAGAAGUCGGCGAAGGCUUCCAUGGAAAACCCCUUCCACGACAGUGGGCACCCGCCACAGAUGACGUAGAAAAACUGGCCCAGCACGACGAGCCACCACCCCAUGUUGGCCGAAGCGAUGGCCCCGACAUAGCCGAGCUGGAAGUGGUGCACGAGCAGGUAGGUGACAACGAUGUGGAUGGCAAGUGCUACCCCCGCGCUGACUGCGGUCACCCAGUUCUUGAGCUGGCUCUGCAGGAACCGUGUGAGCGGGAGCAGCAUCGCCAUGCCGAAGUGCUGCGGCAGCAGCCAGAGGCUCAUCUUGCCGGCAAGGUGGGAGAGCUCCGGGGUCUGCCCGAGCAGCAGCAGGAGGUCCUCCAUGAACACGUACGUCGGUGUCAGCGCCAGGGCGAAGAUAAGGAGCACGGCCCACGACCGCUGCAGGUAUAUUCCCAGCAUGUGGUACUUCUUGGCGCCGAAUGCUUGUCCGCACAGCGUCUCCAGCGCGCUCGCCAUGCCCAGCUGUCAGUAUCACACGAAAGAAAAUCCACAUCAGCAUUGAUCAUUUACCGUGGUCACAAACACGUUGCGCAACUGUUUCUUGAAGUAGGAGUAGCAUUUUAGCGUGAUAGCUGUACUGGGUCAUGCUAAUCAUUCGUUCUUUCAGUGUCGGCCAGAUGUGUGGGGGCUAUUGGUAAGAUUCUGGGCACAAAUCGCUGUCUAAACGACCUGUGGUAGGCUUUGGCAAUGGUUUCAUGCUUUCCUGCCAUUUGGAGAUGAGUUCUAUAUGAUUGUCAUCUCUGCCAUUUGGAGAUGAGUAUGAGUAUGAGUUUUUUUUUUCUUCAUCGUUUGCUAAUGUACUGGGCAGUGCUGCAUAAGGAGCAAGGGAAGGAGCUUGCAUCUAGGGGAGACGGCGUCCAACCUGAUGCGUGCUCAGAGGCUGAGCAAUGGUGCGACUGACUGCGAACUACUCUGGUGCUGUUAUUUCUGGUGCUUGAAGCUUGUGUUGCUUUCUGGGUGCAAUCUUUCGGAAGAUGUUCGCCUGGAGUUAGUUUUGCCGUCAUGAAGUGAUCUGGGGGGGCUGGGCUGGUACCAGUUCUCCAGUCUGUGGUCUGGGUUGCUAUACUUCGAAUCUGAACCUGUGUUGACGGUGGCAGCAGGUUGUUGUCCCAUAGGAGCAAACAUUUUGCUUAUGUUGUCAAGUGACAUGACAUAAACUUGGGUAGUACCAUGAUGCAAGUUACGAGUACACCAAUUUUGACUCUACAA